Molecule: messenger RNA, 1507 nt
Organism: Rubroshorea leprosula
Lineage: Eukaryota; Viridiplantae; Streptophyta; Magnoliopsida; Malvales; Dipterocarpaceae
Source: the annotation of a GenBank genome assembly
GAUAUCCGUCUACUACUUCGAUAAAUAUACCAAGCUUUUCAGCCUCCAGGGUACUUUUCUCGAUCAAUUGAGAUUACAACUUGAAAGCAAUCGAAUAUAUUGACUAAUUAAUGGAGAAGGAGCAGCAGCCCCGGAUAGCAUUGCGGCUGCAGCCACCACCACCUCGCCGGGAUCCAUGGCUUGUUCAGAUCCACGGAAAGAAAGAAGAAAUACAAACUUUUUUUAGUGUAUCUGAAGGUCGUUAUCACGUCAAAAGCAUUCCUGAAAUGCGUGGGAAGAGAAUCUGCGCAACUUAUCAAGGCUGGUUGGUUUUAAAAAAUUUAUAUUUCUUAGCCGAUUGCAUCUUGUUCAAUCCAAUGUCUCUGCAGAAAUUCGAAUUUCCAUCAUGGGAAAAUACUCCCUACCACAUCUGUUUGCUCACUUCGCCUCCUGAACAACCCAACUGCACGAUCUUGCUCAUUGGUAGUAAAAGGAUUAUAGGGAAGUAUUAUACUGUUGAAGGUUUCAAGGUAAGCUUUACGUUUUGGCAUCCUAAAAAUGACAAUUGGAUUAGAAAAGAGAUUAAUUUCAGAGAGAAAAAGAUUAACGCUGCAACGUGUUUCAAUGGAAAGAUCUACAUGCUCGAUUCUCUUCAUAAUCUCUUGUUGCUUGAGUUAGAACCUAUAUUUGGAAUAAGGGAUGUAGGGGUGAGGAGGCUAAGAGAGGGUGCAGACAAGGAGCGAAUCGGGUUCAAAAGUACCCUAAUAGAAUCAGAUGGCGAGCUGUUUGCGGUCUUAGGGCUGUGUCACCCAGAUUUUGAUCAAAUUUUUGAUUUUGAAAUUUACAGACUCAAUCUUGAUGAAAAGGUGUGGGAGAUAGUAGAGAAUACUGGGGAUCGUGUCUUCUUUGUGGGUUUUGGUUCCUGUGCUUGGUGCUGGGGAAGUGAAGCAGGAAUCAAGGGCAACACCAUCUACUUCACUUAUGAGAACGAUCGAUGCCUCUAUGAAUUUGAUGUUGAAGAGAAGAGUAUAACUGUCACUUUGCCUUUUCCCAACGUGAAAAAUAACUGGGAUGAAACCGCCCAAUACAGCCAUAAAGGUAUAGUUUUUAAAUGCUACCAGAUCUUUUUGUCCACAAAGAUAAAAGCAGGUGGCCGAGUGCCCUAAACGCCCAAGCUCGGCUAAACCUUAAAAUUCAAGCAAAGUAUGUCCUCUUUUGAUAAAGAACAAACAAGUUGUUUCAUCAAGCAGCUUUAUUCACUGAAAAAAAAAGUCCUAUGCAUCUAUCCUCUUGCAUUAUCUGUUAUAUCCAGAAAAUCCAUACAUAUAGUGAGUUUUCAAGAAAUUCUUAAUGAACUAGCCUUAAAUUUGACUUUGGCAAUGUUACUAGAUCUUUGUUCAUGGAUUUAAACAGGUUGCCAAGAUCCCUUAUGUCCAAGCUUGGCUAAACCUUAAACAUUUGACAAGCUGCUGCAUAUUGUUGUCGUAGUCUUGUAGAUAAAAAUUGAAAACAAACUUUCCCAUUGAAA